UCUUUGAUGAGUUUUCGAACGCGCCAAAAUCACGAGGAGUUGCGAGAGUGAUCUCGAUCGCAUUUCGAUUCUGCACCGUUCUGUUUAUUUAUGUGUAAAACAAUGAUUUGAAGGAAGUUCCAAUACUGUGAAAUAAUUCAUUAUUGUAAAUUUAUGUCACAGUGUGUGUGUGCAUAAAUAAUAAAUCAUUUGAAAGUGAAUAACAAUAUAGAAAGUCAAGAUAUAUCUGUGGCUUUUCUUCUGCAAAAAAAAAAAGACAUCUAAUCUCGACAUGGUUUGCGAAAAGUGCGAGAAGAAAUUGGGUAAGGUUAUCACGCCUGAUCCUUGGAAGACAGGUGCGAGAAACACUGUGGAAAGCGGAGGUCGUCAGGUAGGGGAGAACAAAGCUUUGUCUGCGGGAAAAGCUCGAUUCAAUCCAUACACCACGAAAUUCGAGAUUUGCAGAAUAUGUAGGCAAAAGGUACAUCAAGUGGGCUCCCACUAUUGUCAGUCCUGCGCAUACAAGAAGGCUAUCUGUGCUAUGUGUGGCAAAAAAUUAAUGAGUACAAAGAAUUAUAAACAAUCUGCGACUUAAUUUCAACAAUUAUGUACACUUUAGACUAAUGAUUUGCCAUAUAAGUACAUUAUUAUAUGUUUCGAAAUGUAAAUUUGACAAUCGUUUCCGAAUAGCUUUGCGACUUGAUUACCUGAUAGUAUAUAAUUGUAUUAAGAUAUAAUAUUGUGUAUAUUAAUAUUUGUGUGAUAAUAAAAUGUAAUAUAAUUAUCAUUACAAAAAACAUUGUUGCGCACAAAAUGUAAAAUUAUAUUUGUAAAAUAUAAAUCAAUUUGUUAAUUACAUUAUAUUUUUCGUUAAAUCAUUAAUAUCUACAUAUAUGAUAAGUUAAUAUGAUGUACAAAUAUAAAUAUCAAAUGUUUUCAAAUCAAGAUAGUAAUGAAAAUGGAUAAAAAAAUAUUUUAAAAUAAUAUGUUAAAGAAAAUUCAUUUCAAGCAUACUUAGAUUUUUAUAUGUAGCUAUGUCUACAUAAAUAGUAAUUUUUACAAAAAUAAUAAUUAAAGUUUAAAGCUAAUAAAAAUUAAGGCCGAUAAUGUGUAAAGGAUGAUUGAUAUAUAUUUCGUAAUAAAAUGCUUACACAUCAUAUA
Messenger RNA from Formica exsecta, 1140 nucleotides. RefSeq names its product cysteine-rich PDZ-binding protein. The transcript is spliced from 2 exons. NCBI's taxonomy places the organism in Eukaryota, Metazoa, Arthropoda, Insecta, Hymenoptera, Formicidae. The coding region runs from base 272 to 574 and encodes 100 amino acids. Gene Ontology annotation, biological process: cytoplasmic microtubule organization. Gene Ontology annotation, molecular function: PDZ domain binding; microtubule binding. The record is from RefSeq and is a predicted model, not a curated record. Gene Ontology annotation, cellular component: dendrite.